AUGCUCGACAAUGAAUUGGAAAUUACAGUCGGAGAGUCUUCAUCGGGACUUGUAUCCACACUCCCAACAACAAGAAAAGAGAAUCCAUUUGAUUCAUUACCACCAGUUUCAAAGGAAGUGUUAUUGAAAGAUGUUGAUCCCGAACGAUUGCAAAGUAUCAUGGAAAAAACAAGAGGUCUUUUCCCAUUGCUUGAUGACAUCAAAGAUAUGAGAACGGCUCUUAAAAUUGUCAAAAAUGACUUGGAAGCUCUUCGUCAACCAUUUCCUUAUGUUGAAAAACAUGAAAUGAAUAUGGCCUUCUUUAACUAUAAUUUCAUGACAUGGUUUACGUUUGGAGAUUUAUCGAAGAGAAAACAAGAGGAUGAAGUGAGCGAAAUUAGAAGAGCUGCCUAUUUAUUCGCAAGAGAGUGCAGAGGAAUUUGUUAUGAUUUGAAAACUGGGAAAAUUGCAUCUCGAGGUCUUCAAAAGUUCUUCAACGUUGGUGAAAAACCAGAGACUGAAAUUGAAAAUAUUGAUUUUUCAAAAGAUCACAUUAUUGUAGACAAGAUGGAUGGAACUAUGGUUUGUUCAAUUUUGGCCAGCAAUGACAAACUGAAUGAUGACAAUAAGAAGGUUGUCAGAUUUAGAACCAAGAUGGGAUGGAUCACAGAUCCAAGCAAAUAUACCGAAGAGUUUGUGUACGGUACAAAUGAUGAAUCUGUUUUUCCAAUUUUUGACAUUACCAAUGACGAAUAUCGACUGACUGAAAGCCAAGCACAAGCAAUGGAAAAAGGACAUAAGGGAUAUGUUGAAUUCUCAGCGUAUUGGAUUAAGAAGGGAUACAGCCCAAUAUUUGAGUUUGUCUCACCAAAAAAUCAAAUUGUGUUGCUGUAUGAAAAGCCAUCUCUGGUGUUGUUGGCCUUGAGACAUAACUAUGAUGGACACUAUUUAAGUUAUGAAGAAACAAAAAAAUCAUGUGACGAAUUUGGUGUUAGUUUUACUGAACCAUUGUUGCAAAUGACCAAUGAAACAAGCCUAGAAAAAGUUCAAAACUUUAUUAAGGAACAAAUUGGUGUAGAGGGAUACGUGGUUCGAUUUGUUGACGGAACCAUGUACAAAAUUAAGAGCAUGUGGUAUUUGGAGCUUCAUUCAUGCAAAACCUCAAACAAGAAAAUUACUGAUACUGACAUUUGGAAUGCAGUUUUGGACAAUACCAUUGACGAUAUUCAAAGCAAUCUUCAAGCAAAAGAGACCAAGCAAGAAUUGGAAGAGUUUGUUAGCAACUUUUGGAAUGCCAUCACAAUUUUGACGCAAAAGGUGAAGGAAGUAGGUUCAGAACUCAAGCAAAAGUAUCCAGUGAGAAAGGAAUAUUUCUCUGAGGGAUGUGUGCCUUUACAAGCAACAAACAAAAUGUUUUCUGAGCUCGUUUCCAUGUAUUAUAAUGUCAAGGAAGAAAAACUUCAAGAUGAAAUUAUUGCAAGUAUUACUAAACGUCUUAAACCAACAGUGGGUAAUAAGAAGAAAAUGAAGAAUGAUGUGUUGGUAGCAAUCAAAGAGUCCAUUGAGCAAGUUACAAAUAUUGACCUUACUAUUUUCCGCUCGAAAUAUUUGGAGGAAAAGAAGAGAUAUGAUGAGAACCUGCGGUUGAGAAGAGAGCAAAAGCAGGCCUCACAACCUCAAAUCUAUGAUGAUAAUGAAUAA
This is a messenger RNA of Naegleria lovaniensis, 1680 nucleotides long. RefSeq lists its product as uncharacterized. NCBI's taxonomy places the organism in Eukaryota, Heterolobosea, Eutetramitea, Acrasida, Naegleriidae. The transcript is spliced from 3 exons. The record is from RefSeq and is a predicted model, not a curated record. The coding region runs from base 1 to 1680 and encodes 559 amino acids.